Molecule: messenger RNA, 800 nt
Organism: Phalaenopsis equestris
Lineage: Eukaryota; Viridiplantae; Streptophyta; Magnoliopsida; Asparagales; Orchidaceae
Product: sorbitol dehydrogenase-like
Exons: 4
Coding region: 102-800 (232 amino acids)
Molecular function (GO): zinc ion binding; oxidoreductase activity, acting on the CH-OH group of donors, NAD or NADP as acceptor
Source: RefSeq, a predicted model, not a curated record
GCAACUGAAGCAGCGGCCAUCUGCAUUUGAAGAGCUUCUUGCGACAGAGAAGGACAAAGUUAAGUUUUGUGCAGAGAGAGCUAAGGAGCGAGCGAGAGAAGAUGGGCAAAGGUGGAGAUGGAGGAGAGGAGAACAUGGCAGCAUGGCUCGUCGGCAUUAACACUCUGAAGAUUCAACCUUUCAAUCUCCCGCCACUUGGCCCUCAUGAGGCUCGUAUUCGGAUGAAAGCUGUUGGAAUUUGUGGCAGUGAUGUUCAUUACCUAAAGGCGAUGAGGUGUGCUCAUUUUAUUGUCAAAGAGCCCAUGGUGAUUGGACAUGAGUGCGCCGGGGUUGUUGAAGAGGUAGGAAGCGAAGUGAAGUCUCUUGUUGUGGGCGACCGUGUUGCUUUAGAACCUGGGAUCAGUUGUGGACGUUGCAAGCAUUGUAAAGGCGGGCGCUACAACCUAUGUGUUGACAUGAAAUUCUUUGCUACCCCACCUGUUCAUGGGUCUCUUGCUAAUCAGGUGGUGCAUCCUGCUGAUUUGUGUUUUAAGCUUCCGGACGAGUUGAGCUUGGAAGAAGGAGCCAUGUGUGAGCCCCUUAGUGUUGGGGUGCAUGCUAGUAGGAGAGCUAAUGUUGGUCCAGAGACUAAUGUGCUCAUCAUGGGAGCUGGACCUAUAGGAUUAGUCACUAUGCUUGCAGCACGAGCCUUUGGAGCCCCGAGAAUUGUUAUAGUCGAUGUUGAUGAACACCGCCUUUCAGUUGCAAAAUCUCUUGGUGCGGACGAAACUGUUAAGGUUUCGACAAAUAUUCAGGUUUAA